Molecule: messenger RNA, 1597 nt
Organism: Dreissena polymorpha
Lineage: Eukaryota; Metazoa; Mollusca; Bivalvia; Myida; Dreissenidae
Product: solute carrier family 23 member 1-like
Exons: 11
Coding region: 1-1389 (462 amino acids)
Biological process (GO): transmembrane transport
Cellular component (GO): membrane
Molecular function (GO): transmembrane transporter activity
Source: RefSeq, a predicted model, not a curated record
AUGUCGCUGACUGGCUCAAUCAUGGUGGCGGCGGUACUUCAGAUGUUAAUCGGCGUGACGGGGCUUGUAAGCGUGCUUCUCAAGUUCAUAGGGCCGCUCACUGUGGCGCCUACCAUCAUGCUGAUGGGGCUAUCAGUGGCCGAGACCGGCUUCGAACUAUCUGGAAAACACUGGGGCAUCUCUCUUGGUACGAUUGUGUUGAUCAUCCUGUUCUCAGAGAUUAUUCCAAUCUUUAAAUUCCGAAAUCUGUUCGACAGAAAGAGUGACCAGAAAAUCGAGUUCGUCCUUCAUAAGUUAUUUUCCGUCAUCCUGUCCACGUGUAUCAUGUGGUUCCUCUGCUACAUCCUGACGGUGACUGGCGCAUUUCCGGAGAAGGGUAACUAUGGUUACGAAGGCCGGACGGAUCUCCGCCUUGACGUCAUUCAAGAGGUUGCGUGGGUGAGAUUCCCGUAUCCAGGUCACUUCGGAACACCGAAGUUCAACUCGGCUUUCUUCGUAGCGAUGAUCGCCGGCGUGAUCACAUCCGUCAUCGAGAGCAUCGGCGACUACUUCACGUGUGCGCGACUUGCCGGCGCACUUCCGCCUCCGCCUCACGCCAUUAAUAGAGGUAUAUUUAUGGAAGGUGUGGGUUGCAUUAUAUCGGCAGCCGUCGGGACGGGUUUUGGAGUGACGUCGUGCAGUCAAAAUAUAGGCGUUAUAAGUCUCACCAAGGUUGGCAGUCGCCGCGUUGUAAUUGUGGCGGGAAUCACCAUGGUAGUGUUCGGCUGCUUCGGAAAAUUCAUCGGGGCUUCCUUCCUCAUCUACAUGCCUGACCAAAUCAACGGUUCAUGCUUCCUCGUGCUUUUCGGUGUCCUGACAGCGGUGGGCGCGUCCAAUCUCCAGUACGUGGAUCUAAACUCUUCUCGGAACCUCGUCGUGUUCGGCAUCUCCCUCUUCCUGGGCCUCAGUUUUCCUAACUGGGUCAUGAGGAAUGAGGCCCUCAUUAGAACCGGUAACACUGACCUAGACCAGGUACUUCAGGCCCUUCUUGCCAACAACAUGUUCAUGGGGUGCUUUUCAGCGCUUGUUCUAGACAACGUGAUACCCGGGACUGACGACGAACGAGGCAUUGUAAUUUGGCGAGAAGUUCCGAGCGAUACCGAUGAGGAAAGCGAAGAUAUAAAUAUGGUCAAUAUGAACCUCUCCAUGAAAACGUACGAUCUGCCGUUCGGAAUGAACCUUAUACGCAACUUCCGGUGGGGAAAGCACGUGCCCAUCUUUCCAACAUUCGACGGCUUCGAUAACGUGCGAUGCCCGUGCAAAGGUUCUCCCCUGUACCUUGAGGACUUCGAAGUGGUAUUGAAACAUGAUAAGAACGGAAGUGUGGAAAACGGCACGACAAAAGUAUGAAUGGGGAAAUGAAAGAGAAAGAAAUCAAGUUAUCGGAGUUUUGAUUUACGAUAAACUUGCUUACAAGAAGACUCAUUGUUGUAAUGUGGUUAAUAUAGACGAUCUGUUGGAAAUUGAAACGUCAGCCGUUUAUAUUAUGGGUUGACUGUGAUUAGCAAUAACGAAUUUGUAUUGCCAAUUUUGCUUUUUGCGGUAUUGAUUUUUUGGU